ACGGCCUUUCAUUUUCCAGGCUCUGACCGGCUCCUCCCUCUCCACUCAAAUAUCCAUUCCUUGACCCAAUCGGUAGACUCCAUCGCAUUGCUCCCCUCACGCCACCUUCUGUCGCUUCUCAUCGCCCAAGAUGGGCCUCUCUAGAGAGUCGCGUAUCAUUACGCUCUUGGUCAUUGACUCGGCAUUCUUCUUUCUCGAGAUUAUUGUUGGAUAUGCCGUCGGUUCUCUUGCUCUUGUCGCUGACUCAUUCCACAUGCUAAACGAUGUCAUGUCGCUCGUCGUCGCCUUGUAUGCUCUCAAGCUGAGCAAGAAGCAGACGGACAAUGAUCCCAGGUAUUCCUAUGGGUGGCAACGUGCUGAGAUCUUGGGAGCCCUUGUGAAUGGUGUCUUCCUCCUCGCGCUGUGCUUCAGCAUCUUCAUGGAGGCCAUUGAGCGCUUCGUCAAUGUCACCGAGGUUCGCAAUCCCAAGCUCGUCGUGGUAGUGGGCUCUUUGGGACUCGCCUCCAACAUCGUCGGCCUCUUCCUCUUCCACGAGCACGGACAUUCUCACGGAGGCCACUCGCACUCUCAUGGAGGCCACUCACAUGGCGAGGUGGAAUCGCACGACCAUUCUCACUCUCACGAGGCGGAGGGCUCGCACGCUACCUCCGCACAGCAGAUCCCUGCCAACGGCACCAGGAAGGCUUCUAUAGAUGGACAUGGUCACUCUGGCCCUUCUGGCAGUCAUACUUCUGGUCAUGGCCACGCACACAAGGACAGUGUCACGAGCCUGUACGGUCACCCUGCGCAGACGCGGGCCCACGUUGUUCAAACUGCUCAGGACAUGGGAUAUGACCGCCAAGGUAGGGUAGCCAUUCACGGUGGUGAGCGCGAUCGCCUCGUCAGCCGCGACGAGAGCUCGAGCUCGAGUCUUGGCGGCUACGGCAGCACUAGCAACCGAGACGUUGAAUCUGGUGUGAAGAAGACUAGGAAUGGUCUACUGGGCUCUAAAGCUCCAUCAAGACAGGAGGAGGAGGACGACGAGACUGACGACGAUCUGCCAAGCGCCGCCACUGCCGUUGCACAUAAACUUCCUGGGGCAAACAGGCAAAAGUCCCAGAACGGUGGGCAUGGACACUCCCACGGCGGUGGUCACGAUGGCGAGAUGAACAUGCGAGGAGUCUUCCUACACGUUCUUGGAGAUGCACUGGGCAACGUAGGAGUCAUUGCCUCCGGUCUCUUCAUUCUCCUCACCUCGUACUCUUGGCGCUUCUACACGGACCCGCUCAUCUCGUUUGCCAUUACCGUCAUCAUCUUCACAUCUGCUUUGCCCCUCGUCAAGUCGGCUUCCUUCAUCUUGCUACAAGGAGUCCCAACCACGGUGCCCCUUGAGAUUGUGCGCGACAACAUGCUCGCAGUGGAGGGUGUCUUGAACGUACACGAGCUUCAUAUCUGGCAAUUGAGUGAGAGCAAGAUCGUUGCCUCGGUACAUGUCCUCGUAGACUGCUCCGACGGCCAAGAGGACCGGUAUAUGCUCAUUGCCAACCAGGUGCGGCAGUGUCUGCAUGCCUGGGGCAUCCACUCGUCUACCAUUCAGCCCGAGUUUGUCAAGGGAGGCAUCAAGGAGGCCGCUCGCAUCUCUGGCGUGGAAGUUGCUGACCGUCAAACGGAUGCUCAGGGAAGGUUGAUCACCAAGGAUGGGACGCUGGUAGAGGACGAACUUUCUAGGGGCCCCUCGACGUGCCUGCUGGCAUGCGAGGACGAGGAGUGUGCUAUCGCGGCUUGCUGCCCACCUUCGCAGACUACCUCUGCUGUCAAGCAGACACAACCGACAGGAGGUGAUGAUCAUCGUCACGAUCAUGCUCAUGACUAUGAUCAUGACCACUAAGGAGAUUUAGAAAGUAAUCUUCUCAUUGGCGUCAUUGGCGCUGGUGAGGCAACAUUGCGCCAUCAACUCCCGUAAUCUACUCUGCUUUUGGAACCUCACAUUGUACAAUUCUGCGCUCUUGCUGUUUGCUGCUUCCUGUUGUGCUACACUAUCACACAUGCCGACUUCU
Molecule: messenger RNA, 2036 nt
Organism: Microstroma glucosiphilum
Lineage: Eukaryota; Fungi; Basidiomycota; Exobasidiomycetes; Microstromatales; Microstromataceae
Product: cation efflux protein
Exons: 3
Coding region: 131-1867 (578 amino acids)
Biological process (GO): intracellular zinc ion homeostasis; zinc ion transmembrane transport
Cellular component (GO): membrane
Molecular function (GO): zinc ion transmembrane transporter activity
Source: RefSeq, a predicted model, not a curated record